AGCCGGUCAGCUGCUCUCAUCCGUAGAGUCCCAUGUCGCCCUGUUCUGACACCUCCGGCACCAGCCCCCUUCACGUGGACGUUAUCACCCAACUGCCCAAUCCGUAAGACCACCCUCUCUCUGGUGCCCUCUGACCUUCUCUUACUGGUAUAUAUAGCCACCGAAGCUUCCCGAGGUCUCCUGGCAGCCAACAUGAAGGUCUUAGUAACGCUCUGCUUCGUUGUGCCUCUGCUGGUACUGGCCACCGCAGAAGAUGGUCCAGAAAGCAGUAGCAGCACUGCUGCGAGUGCUCCUGUUGCUAAAAUAGAGGUUGUGGACAGUUCAGUGUCUGAGUCAGAGCAAGAACCUUCAGAGGAAGAAGCCGUCCUGGAAUCCAUCCUGAGAGACAGAUCUCACAUUGAGGAAACUUUACGGCUCGCAGCAGAUGAGAAAGCAGGAGAUUAUGCUGCGGCAUUGCAGAGGUUGAGGAAGAUCUACCACAGCUCCAUCAGACCCAUGGAGCAGGCCUACAAGUACAAUGAGCUGAGACAACACGAGAUCUCAGCCUAUCCUGGACGCACGCUGGGGGAUUCAGCCACAGAUGGAGAAAUCACUUCCAAACCCAUGGUGCUGUUCCUUGGUCCUUGGAGUGUGGGCAAGUCCUCCAUGAUCAACUAUCUGUUGGGUCUGCAGGACACUCCUUACCAGCUGUAUACAGGUGCCGAGCCCACUACCUCAGAGUUUACAGUCAUCAUGCAUGGAGAGAAGAUCCGCACGGUGGAGGGCAUCGUUAUGGCUGCUGACAGCUCUCGCUCAUUCUCUCCACUGGAGAAGUUUGGCCAGAACUUUUUGGAGAAGCUGAUUGGAAUCGAGAUGCCACACAAGCUCCUCGAAAGGGUGACGUUCGUGGACACCCCUGGAAUCAUUGAGAAUCGCAAACAGCAGGAGAGAGGCUACCCAUUUAACGAUGUGUGCCAGUGGUUCAUUGACCGUGCAGAUCUGAUCUUCGUGGUGUUUGACCCCACCAAGCUAGACGUAGGUCUCGAGUUGGAGAUGCUCUUCAGGCAGCUGAAAGGACGGGAGUCUCAGAUUCGUAUCAUUCUUAACAAGGCCGACAACCUGGCGACGCAAGACCUCAUGCGCGUCUACGGUGCUCUCUUCUGGAGUCUGGCGCCCCUCAUCAAUGUAACCGAACCUCCUCGUGUCUACGUCAGCUCCUUCUGGUCCUACGACUAUGCCCCCGACACCAGCCGCGAACUCUUUAAGCGUGAAGAAAUAUCUCUGCUGGAGGACCUCAACCAGGUGAUUGAGAACCGUCUGGAAAACAAAAUCGCCUUCAUCCGUCAGCACGGCAUCCGCGUCCGCAUUCACGCCCUCCUGGUAGAUCGCUACGUUCAGACCUUCAAGGAGAAAAUGAGCUUCUUUAGCGAUCCUGAGUUGGUCUUCAAGGAGAUUGUGGACGACCCUGACAAGUUCUACAUUUUUAAGUCUAUCCUGGCCAAAACCAAUGUCAGCAAGUUUGACCUGCCCAACCGAGACGCUUACCGUGAUUUCUUCGGAAUCAACCCCAUCAACAGCUUCAAGCAGCUUUCCGCCCAGUGCUCCUACAUAGGCGGUUGCCUGCUGGAGAAGAUCGAGAAAGCCAUCACCAACGAACUGCCCUCCCUGCUGGGCAGCAUCAACUCUGGCAAGAACCCGACCCUGUCCUCCUGCGAGGCCACCGGAUGUGGGGAGAAGCCCAAGAACCGCUAUCGACGAAACUGAGAGAAGAACACGAGGUGGGAGGGAGACUGUGGAGGAGGGUGAGAGAAAGAAAUGAGGAACAUGGAGCCAAAACUAAAGGAGGAGCAGUGGAGCAAGUCCUGCUCCUGCCACAGGUCCGUUUCGAAGUCAAUGGAGACGGAUCCAAUGGGACUUUUUAUCUUCAAGCGAGUGAAGAGGUUGUGUGUGUGUGGGGAUGUUUGAGGGAAGGGGAUUUUGGGAUACUGGGUGGAGGGAGGUUUUUGUGAAGUCUUCAUGCAAAUGCGAGGAGAGUCGGCCAAAAUAACUCUCCUCUCUUUCCGCGCUACUUUUAUAAACUGUCUGCAGUUUUGGAGGGGAAAUGUGUACAAAUGGGAAAAAAUGGCGGACACACACUUAAAAAAUGUAAAAAAUAAAAUGUCUUGAGACUGAAAA
Messenger RNA from Paramisgurnus dabryanus, 2154 nucleotides. It is a transcript of the gene srlb, whose product is annotated as sarcalumenin. NCBI's taxonomy places the organism in Eukaryota, Metazoa, Chordata, Actinopteri, Cypriniformes, Cobitidae. Gene Ontology annotation, molecular function: GTP binding. The record is from RefSeq and is a predicted model, not a curated record.